Molecule: messenger RNA, 3673 nt
Organism: Mustela lutreola (European mink)
Lineage: Eukaryota; Metazoa; Chordata; Mammalia; Carnivora; Mustelidae
Gene: CEP41
Product: centrosomal protein 41
Exons: 11
Coding region: 107-1234 (375 amino acids)
Biological process (GO): protein polyglutamylation; cilium assembly
Cellular component (GO): ciliary basal body
Source: RefSeq, a predicted model, not a curated record
AGGUUGUAAGGAGGCGGCCGAGAGAGGUUGUUGGGGGGUGGGUAGGAAGCUAGGGUUAGAGGCUACCGGUGAGGCUAGAAUCCCAGCGUGGUCGUUUGGAGCAGAUAUGUCUGUCCGGAGGCACAUUGGGAAUCCUGAGUAUCUGACCAAAAGAAUACCACAGAAUCCACGGUAUCAGCAUAUCAAGUCAAGACUGGAUACUGGUAACAGUAUGACUAAAUACACAGAGAAGCUAGAAGAGAUCAAAAAAAAUUAUAGAUACAAAAAGGAUGAGCUUUUCAAGAGACUAAAAGUUACAACUUUUGCCCAGCUGGUCAUCCAAGUUGCUUCCCUAUCUGAUCAGACACUGGAAGUGACAGCUGAAGAGAUUCAAAGGCUGGAAGACCAUGAGUCCUCGACGACUUCAGAGCCCGAUGACAGGGAAAUCAGUGCCAGGACCAACGGGAAGGGGAGCCUCGGGGAGCAGUCGCCAAGCCCCAUGCAGGUCCUAAGCAGCACGGGAGCAGGGGACUCCAGCCGCUCGACUCUGCAGAGCGUCAUCAGUGGUGUUGGGGAACUGGAUCUAGACAAAGGGCUAGUGAAGAAAGCAGAGCCCACCGCCAAAGACAAACCUUACCCCGACUGCCCCUUCCUGCUACUAGAUGUGCGAGACAGAGAUUCUUACCAGCAGUGCCACAUUAUUGGAGCUUACAGUUACCCAAUUGCAACUCUGUCUAGAACAAUGAACCCUUAUUCAAAUGACAUUCUUGAAUAUAAAAAUGCCCAUGGCAAGGUCAUCAUUCUGUAUGACGAUGACGAGAGGCUGGCCAGCCAGGCAGCCACCACCAUGUGUGAGCGGGGCUUCGAGAACCUCUUCAUGCUUUCCGGAGGUCUAAAAGUCUUAGCUCAGAAAUUCCCAGAAGGACUGAUUACGGGUUCCCUGCCAGCGUCUUGCCAGCAGGCCCUUCCUCCUGGCUCUGCCCGGAAACGAUCGAGCCCCAAAGUGCCACCCCUGCCAGCUGAGAAUAAAUGGAGAUUUACCCCAGAAGACUUAAAAAAGAUAGAAUAUUACCUGGAAGAGGAGCAGGGUCCUGCAGACAAUCCUAGCCGCCUGAGCCAAGCUAACACCUCUGGAAGAGACUCCAAGGUUCCAGGCACCCGCAGCGGUCAGAGCCUACCUGCCGGGGUCCCCACCGGCCCCCCGAACCCUCGCUCGCUCAACAGCGGCCACCUGCAAGGCAAGCCCUGGAAGUAAAGACUUUGUCUGUCUUAGUCGAAUAAAUACUUUUUCUCCUUUUGGAACUGCCCAGGGGUUCCAAGUUGGUCAUUUUCAGAAACUGCUGCACAGGAAAGACCCCCCUGCGUGUGACAGGCCCUCUUCCCUCUGCCCCGGGGCCAGCACUUGCCUGCACUCAGCUCGGAAGGAGUUUUACAAAAACCAGAGGCAUGACAGGCUCUAGCGUCCUCCCUGUUGUUUACAGAAUAUUUAAGUUUCUGAAACUGAGCAGGAAAAAAAAAAGUCUAAUGUUUUAGGUCCUUUAAAAAAAAAAAAAAAAAAUGGCCCAGCUUGUAUUGGGUCAUAUCUUGCAUUGUUUUGUAAAUUCUUCAGUCCCAUCUGGUAUGUUCUUCCCAGGCAGUUCUUUUUCACUCAGUGAUCUUGGUUUCAUGAAGAUUCUCCAGGUGGAUUUUGUAGCAGCCAUCUCGGGGUUGGGGGCUGUGGAAGGUUGGGGGAGUGGGUGCUUCUCAUCUCUCAGCACCCCCUAGCCGUGGGCCCACUGGUCUGUUAUGAGUUGGGAGGCGACGGGGGACACCUGGAGCAUUGCUUGGUUUUCGGGUGUGUUAGAGCCACCCUCACACUCCCUGAGUGUCCCUCCCCGCUGGCUGUUUUCCUGGACCAGCCCUGUAACGAUGCCCUCACACAGGGCAUGAGGGCUCCUCACCAGGACGCCCUGUCUGCCGGACGGUCCUGUGUUAGGGCCACUGCUGCAGCCCCACUGCCCACCCCGACCUGCCCCUCAUCGGCUGUCGGUCUCCUCGUUGUACAUUUCCACUCCCCAGCUCAGGCCCGUCCUUCUUGGAUGGAUAGAAAUUAUGGCCCCUUGAAAACAGCAGCGUCAGUUGGGCGACCUCAGGCAAACAAGGUGAGGACAACUCCAUGGUCCUUUGUCAGGGCUGACAGCCCCUUGAAGCCCUAGCUUUAAAAUACAGUAUUAGUCUAAUUGAGUAAUUAGUGCAAUUUCCUGCUUACUUUUCAUUCUCAUGACUGAGCUGUGAUUAGGAGGUUGUGAUUACAGAUUCUGGUUUGGGCCAGAAUUUUGAAUCAGCAUUAAUUGAAUUGCUAGGUGACUGACAUUCAUUCCAUUUAAUUGGAGGAACAAAAGACCUCAGGUAAGGAUGAGGGACUCCGAAAUCAUCAGGCAAAGGGAAAGAGCCUUGUUAAUUUUUAUGGUCUGUGAUUUUUAGCUGUGAUAAGGGACUGAGGAAUAAAUUGUGCACUUUGUCAUGGCAACCGGCUUCUGAAAAGCCAACUGAAAAUUGCCUGUCCUUAGGUGGUUCCUGCUCUCGGUAAGAUUUGCCUUAACGGGACCAUUUUCUUGCCACCAAAAAAAAAAAAAAGGGAAGGAAGGACGGAAGGAAGGAAAGAAAAAGAGAAAGAAAGAAAGAAAGAAAGAAAAGAGAGAAAGAAAAGAAAAAGUACUACAGUAUUUCUGUAUUUCUAGAGUUGGGGGCUGUGUUUGUAAGAGAAAUAAAGGUAAUAAAUAUCUCAAAGAGACAUAUGGAAAAAUAACUCUCAGAUUCAGCCCAGUUGUGUUUUAGUGUGUUUAUUCUUCUCUACUUGAUUUCCAAAGUGCAACAUAUUCUGACGCUUUAGAAAUCAAACAAACCAGGGACAUUGUUCAGAUGUCAAGCCGUGCCCAAUUUUCCACAAGAUUCAAGAAUCCUGUAUAAAAUGCAGCCAACGUACACAUAGCUUUAAUGAGGAGCCUGUCAUGUUGCCCCAUAAAUUUAUUGCCUGAGAACUUAGUUCAGCCUUUUGCUAAUGCCAGAAUGCUCUGGCUUUUUAUUUUCUUUACGGCACAGAUUUUAAAAAAUGCAAAUUUUUCCACACUCAACUUUCCCCUAGCAUGGACAAGAUUUUCAGCCAUUUAUGACACAUAUAGAUUUUCAAGGGGGGAAAAAAAUCUCUCUGUGUAACAAAGUUCUGUUUAUGCCAUUUUAAAGUUGACUAGUCAGGAGUUUCGAUUCCCCAUUCAAUUCUAUUUUGACAGGAAUGGUAGUCCUCCUUUGUUCCGACUCUGCAUUCCGAUCACCAAACACCCUAGAGUAUUAGAACCUACUUUGUGUGUGUGUGUAUGUAUAUAUGUAUAUGGAAAGUCACCAUAGCCAAACCUCAUAGAAUCGCUGCGCAUUUAGCUGCGACAUCUGGCAGGUUGAAUAUAUUUGUGUGUGUUUCUCUGUAGCGCUUUGCCUGUUGAUAAGGAUUUUAAACCACUGCUCCUCAAAGACCUCUUCUGAUUCUGCUCUUUGUGUGUUAAGUGUCCACUCGCAGACAGUUUUUUACACGCUCGAGUUACUGCUUCGAAUGUUCUACUCUGUUAGCUUCUUCAUUGGAUUAACUGACAUGUAUUAUUGAAGUGAUCGGUGGUACUUUGUGCAAUUAUGAAUGUUGAAGAUUAAAGUACAUAGUUAUUAA